Messenger RNA from Gorilla gorilla gorilla (western lowland gorilla), 635 nucleotides. Its product is annotated as high mobility group protein B1-like. Lineage: Eukaryota; Metazoa; Chordata; Mammalia; Primates; Hominidae. Gene Ontology annotation, biological process: regulation of transcription by RNA polymerase II. Bases 63 to 635 code for a protein of 190 amino acids. The transcript has 2 exons. The record is from RefSeq and is a predicted model, not a curated record.
GCAAGUGAGAGCCAGAGGGGCACUGGGCAACUCUGUGCCUCACUGAGGAAAAAUAACUAAACAUGGGCAAAGGAGAUCCUAAGAAGCCGAGAGGCAAAAUGUCAUCAUGUGCAUUUUUUGUGCAAACUUGUUGGGAGGAGCAUAAGAAGCAGUACCCAGAUGCUUCAAUCAACUUCUCAGAGUUUUCUCAGAAGUGCCCAGAGACGUGGAAGACCACGAUUGCUAAAGAGAAAGGAAAAUUUGAAGAUAUGCCAAAGGCAGACAAGGCCCAUUAUGAAAGAGAAAUGAAAACCUAUAUACCUCCAUCUCAGAAAAAAAAAAAGAAGUUCAAGGAUCCCAAUGCACCCAAGAGGCCUCCUUCAGCCUUUUUCCUCUUCUGUUCUGAGUAUUGCCCAAAAAUCAAAGGAGAACAUCCUGGCCUGUCCAUUGGUGAUGUUGGAAAGAAACUGGGAGAGAUGUGGAAUGACACUGCUGCAGAUGACAAGCACCUUUAUGAAAAGAAGACUGCCAAGCUGAAGGAAAAAUAUGAAAAGGAUAUUGCUGCAUAUCGAGCUAAAGGAAAGCCUGAUGCAGCAAAAAAAAGGGAGUUGUCCAGGCUGAAAAGGCAAGAAAAAGGAGGAAGAGGAGGAAGAUGA